Messenger RNA from Tachyglossus aculeatus (Australian echidna), 3223 nucleotides. It is a transcript of the gene ATP2C2, whose product is annotated as ATPase secretory pathway Ca2+ transporting 2. The transcript has 27 exons. Bases 1 to 2844 code for a protein of 947 amino acids. Gene Ontology annotation, biological process: manganese ion transport; calcium ion transmembrane transport; intracellular calcium ion homeostasis. Gene Ontology annotation, molecular function: P-type calcium transporter activity; ATP hydrolysis activity; ATP binding. Gene Ontology annotation, cellular component: Golgi membrane; plasma membrane; endoplasmic reticulum. Lineage: Eukaryota; Metazoa; Chordata; Mammalia; Monotremata; Tachyglossidae. The record is from RefSeq and is a predicted model, not a curated record.
AUGGGCGGGCGGCGCUGGCCCCGGCUCCUGCAGAAGCUGCCCCUCGGCCGCCCGCCGCACAACUACCAGCCGCUGCACCACGGACACCUGCACGGACCACAGGCUGAAGAACAAUGUGAGUUGAAAGCUAUUGAGAGAGAGAAGGCAGUAGUAGCUUUGCCACCCAAAGAAGCUUGCAAACUCCACAAAGAUGAUUUGGCGAAAGAUUUACAUGUUGACUUAGAAAGUGGAUUGUCUGAAUUUUCAGUGACCCAAAGAAGGCUGGUUCAUGGCUGGAAUGAAUUUGUAGUCGAUAACACUGAACCGGUAUGGAAGAAAUACCUUGACCAGUUUAAGAAUCCACUCAUCCUGUUGCUGUUGGGAUCUGCCUUAGUCAGUGUUGUCACUAAGGAGUACGAAGAUGCUGUCAGUAUCACCAUGGCUGUGUUGAUUGUGGUCACGGUGGCCUUCAUUCAGGAGUACCGAUCUGAAAAGUCCCUGGAAGAACUCAGCAAGCUUGUUCCUCCAGAGUGUAACUGCGUAAGAGAAGGAAAACUCCAGCAUCUGUUUGCACGAGAGUUAGUCCCAGGAGAUAUUGUGUGUCUCUCUAUUGGAGACCGGGUCCCUGCUGACAUCCGACUUACUGAGGUGACGGAUCUCUUGGUGGAUGAGUCCAGCUUUACAGGAGAAGCCGAGCCAUGUGUGAAGACGGAUGGGCCUUUGUUAGUAGGGGGAGACCUGGCCACCCUCAGCAAUGUUGUUUUCAUGGGAACACUGGUUCAAUAUGGAAAAGGAAAGGGAGUGGUUAUCGGAACUGGGGAAAAGUCACAGUUUGGAGAGGUGUUUAAAAUGAUGCAAGCAGAAGAGACUCCAAAAACUCCUUUACAAAAAAGUAUGGAUAAGCUGGGAAAGCAACUGACUCUUUUCUCGUUUGGCAUAAUUGGAUUAAUAAUGCUGAUUGCCUGGCUGCAAGGCAAGCAACUUCUUAGUAUGUUCACCAUUGGAGUUAGCUUGGCAGUGGCAGCAAUACCAGAGGGACUCCCCAUUGUUGUGACCGUUACUCUGGUGCUGGGAGUUUUGAGGAUGGCAAAAAAACGAGUGAUCGUGAAGAAGCUGCCGAUAGUGGAGACCUUAGGGUGCUGCAAUGUUAUCUGUUCAGAUAAGACAGGUACUCUGACAGCCAAUGAAAUGACAGUUACUCAGCUUGUAACUUCCGAUGGCCUCCAUGCAGAGGUCAGUGGGGUUGGGUACAAUGGAAAAGGAAGUGUGUGUCUGGUGCCUUCAAAUGAAGUCAUUAAGGAAUUUUCCAGUAUCUCAGUGGGAAAAUUAGUGGAGGCUGGCUGUGUGGCAAACAAUGCUAUAAUCAGAAAAAAUAUGGUGAUGGGCCAACCAACCGAAGGAGCCUUAAUAGCCCUGGCAAUGAAGAUGGAAUUAAGUGAUAUAAAAGAUAUGUACCUAAGGAAAAAGGAAAUCCCAUUCAGCUCAGAACAGAAGUGGAUGGCAGUAAAGUGCGCUUUGAAAAACGAGGAGCAGGAAGAAAUUUACUUCAUGAAGGGUGCUUUUGAGGAAGUGAUUCGUUACUGUACCAUGUACAAUAAUGGUGGAAUACCUCUGCCUCUCACUCCACAGCAGAAAUCCUUCUGCCUGCAGGAAGAAAAGAGAAUGGGAGCCCUGGGUUUGCGAGUUUUAGCUCUUGCUUCAGGUCCAGAGCUGGGCAGACUUACAUUUUUAGGUCUCGUUGGUAUAAUUGAUCCCCCAAGGGCUGGAGUGAAAGAAGCGGUUCAGAUUCUCUCCGAGUCCGGCGUAUCUGUGAAAAUGAUAACAGGAGAUGCCUUGGACACUGCUCUGGCUAUAGGCAGGAACAUCGGUCUGGGCAAUGGAAAGCUAAAGGCCAUGUCUGGAGAAGAGGUGGAAAACAUGGCUAAGCCAGAGCUGUCUGCCAAAGUUAGAAAGGUGUCAGUAUUCUUCAGAACAAGUCCAAAGCACAAACUCAAAAUAAUAAAGGCUUUGCAGGAGUCUGGCGCUAUCGUAGGAAUGACAGGGGAUGGUGUGAAUGAUGCAGUGGCCCUGAAGUCUGCCGAUAUUGGGAUUGCCAUGGGACAGACGGGGACGGAUGUCAGCAAAGAAGCUGCCAAUAUGAUAUUGGUGGAUGAUGAUUUCUCCACUAUAAUGAACGCAGUUGAGGAAGGCAAGGGAAUUUUUUACAACAUAAAAAACUUUGUUCGGUUUCAGCUUAGCACGAGUAUUUCAGCUUUGAGCUUAAUUACUCUCUCCACAGUAUUCAAUUUGCCAAAUCCACUCAACGCUAUGCAAAUUCUGUGGAUCAACAUUAUUAUGGAUGGACCCCCAGCUCAAAGUUUGGGAGUGGAACCAGUUGAUAAAGACGCCAUUAAGCAGCCUCCCAGGAGUGUUAAAGAUACCAUUCUCAGCAGAGCAUUGAUCCUGAAAAUUUUAAUAUCUGCUAUCAUCAUCAUCAGUGGCACUCUCUUUGUCUUUUGGAAAGAGAUUCCCGAGGGCAAGGAGAUCACGCCCAGAACAACCACAAUGACAUUCACUUGCUUUGUGUUUUUUGACCUCUUCAAUGCCUUGACGUGCCGUUCUCAGACCAAGCUGAUAUUUGAGAUUGGGUUUUUCAGGAAUCGCAUGUUCCUUUAUUCGGCGCUUGGGUCUAUUCUAGGGCAGAUGGCUGUUAUCUACAUUCCACCUUUACAGAAGAUCUUUCAGACUGAAAAUUUGGGAGCAUUAGAUCUGUUGUUUUUAACGGGACUAUCCUCGUCAGUGUUUGUCCUGUCUGAACUCAUCAAACUCUGUGAAAAGUAUUGCUGCCGAACAAAGAAAAUAAAGAUUCAUCAUGAAGAUGUAUAAUAGACUCAAAACAAUAUACAUUUUCAUAAGUAAUAUAUAUUUUUACUGACACUGUGACUGUUUCCUAAUUCUUCAAACGUGCCCAUUUCUUCAACAGAAGGAUUUUUAGGAAACACUUGUCCAGGUAAAUAGCCCAUUGACUCUCAACACUUGAUUAUUGUUCUCUGAGAUUCUUCCAUAACUAGGUCAACUUUCAGCAAACAAUUCUGAUUUCAUCCAGUCAUCUGUUGUACACUCCCAAUGCUUCGGUCUCUCUCCACUACUUCUUAAAGGGCUAUCAUUCUGGGAAGCAGAUGCACCUGUACAGAAAACUCAGUCUAUUUAUUAAAUUGCAAUGAUUUUUAUUAAUAAAAUUUAUUAAGGUAUUUUAAACUAGAGU